This is a messenger RNA of Xylaria bambusicola, 537 nucleotides long. RefSeq lists its product as uncharacterized. The transcript is spliced from 2 exons. Lineage: Eukaryota; Fungi; Ascomycota; Sordariomycetes; Xylariales; Xylariaceae. The coding region runs from base 5 to 247 and encodes 80 amino acids. The record is from RefSeq and is a predicted model, not a curated record.
CCCAAUGCUGGAGUCCAUGUUAUUCGUACUUUUGCUAAUACCUAGGUAUGCGAAGGCUAGGAAAACACAUGUACUGUAUUUGAGGCUCAUAGUGCGCCAAUUCAAUACGACCAUACCAACUAGUCUACAUACAUUCUUUUUUGGUAGGGGACAAUACCUCCGGCUUCGAGGUGAGCAGAGGUGCCUUACUGGAUCGAGAAUGUCUCCCGCAGUUUCGGGUGAGCUAGUAUCGAAGUGGGUGUUGUGAAUACAUGUAUUGGCUGACCUUCCCUUUUCUCACAAGUGUUUCAUUUCGGAGCAAUUUUGGCGACUGCAAAAAUGCUUUGCAUAUCUAGGUAGGUUGAGUCUACAUCAAUUCAAUGUAGCACAUCGGCGUGUUUCUGUUACCGGAUGAAAAAAGCGCCAACUUUACCAGAGACCUGAUUGUCAUCACCAUCCAUACUGAAACCCGGUUUCGAGCAAAGCACACUGGAUAUUGUCGUAGUACCUAUGUAUGUAUAAUAGUAAGUGUCAAGUCGUAGAUAGAUUAAGUAGUAG